This is a messenger RNA of Penicillium argentinense, 711 nucleotides long. Its product is annotated as complex I NDUFA5 subunit family protein. The record is from RefSeq and is a predicted model, not a curated record. Bases 1 to 711 code for a protein of 236 amino acids. The transcript is spliced from 3 exons. Gene Ontology annotation, biological process: respiratory electron transport chain. Lineage: Eukaryota; Fungi; Ascomycota; Eurotiomycetes; Eurotiales; Aspergillaceae.
AUGAGGGCUACACUCCGGCUGUUGGCCAAUGUCAAGCCCCGGUAUCUGGAGCCUUUUGCUCCGACCGGAUUGACCGGCCUGACCACCCAUCCAAGCCCCCGACCGACUCUGAUCUACUAUUACUACCAGACCUUGCACAAGCUCCAGUCCUUCCCUGAGUCGUCCGCAUACCGCCAAUCCGUCGAGGCGACCACCCGCCACCGUCUUAACAUCGUCGAGUCGAAGAUUCCUCCCGGUUUUGAGGCCUGGAAGGAGCGCGUGGACAAGCUUCUGGAGGCCGAGCCAGAGCGCUUCGCAUCGCUCAAGCAAUCCGAAGGACCCUUCCGCUAUGUCGGCCGUCAGGUCGCAGACGGAACUGAUGACCCUCGUGGUCAGGCCUGGGAUGGUGAGGAAGAAGGCAUUAGCACCGAGGGACCUGUCCGCACCCCGGAGGAGUUGGCCGAGUGGGAGAAACUCAUGGAAGAGGCCUCCAGAGAGCCAUCGGCAAGUGACUGGAUCCGGGGCGAGGUGAAGCUUGAGAACGAGCCCGCUCUCGAGGCAGACCAGGUUGCUCAGAUUGAGAAGGAAAUUGGCCACGGCCUCCUGGAAGAAGUCAUUGAGGUCGCCAAGGCCGAGCUGCAGCUCGUUGAUCAAAUGCAUGACGCCAAGGUUUGGGAGGAGCUUGAGGAGAAGCCCGCUCCGGGCCAGUGGUCUUAUUUUGAGCGCCAUUAA